This is a messenger RNA of Hibiscus syriacus, 2363 nucleotides long. Its product is annotated as urea-proton symporter DUR3. The record is from RefSeq and is a predicted model, not a curated record. The coding region runs from base 159 to 2252 and encodes 697 amino acids. The transcript has 8 exons. Gene Ontology annotation, cellular component: plasma membrane. Gene Ontology annotation, biological process: urea transmembrane transport. NCBI's taxonomy places the organism in Eukaryota, Viridiplantae, Streptophyta, Magnoliopsida, Malvales, Malvaceae. Gene Ontology annotation, molecular function: urea transmembrane transporter activity.
UUAGUUUGACUUGGGCAGAUUCCGGACGAAACAAGGCAAAGCUGUGGUUGGUUGUUCAUCUUGUCUUGUAGUCUCUUGGGCAUCUUUUUCGAAGUUUCUUGUAUAGCACUAAGCCUAAUGAUGUUUGAAAUAUUGAUAGAUCUGAAGAAUAUUCAAGUAUGAGUGAAAAGUGUCCUCCAUUGGAGUUCUCAGGCAGCUACUAUGAUUUCCAACAGGGAAUAGGGUGUGUGAGGCAGAGUAGUUUCUUCCAAGGAAAAGCAGUGCUGAAUCAAGGCCUCGGCUACGCCGUCAUCCUCGCCUUCGGUGCCUUUUUCGCCUUUUUCACUUCCUUCUUGGUGUGGUUAGAGAAACGAUAUGUUGGUUCACGCCACACGUCCGAGUGGUUCAACACAGCCGGAAGGAGUGUCAAAACAGGGCUUAUCGCCAGUGUGAUCGUAUCACAGUGGACGUGGGCUGCUACCAUUUUGCAAAGUUCCAAUGUUGCUUGGCAGUAUGGAAUCAGUGGUCCUUUUUGGUACGCUAGUGGUGCUACAAUCCAGGUACUACUGUUCGGAGUUAUGGCCAUUGAGAUCAAACGGAAGGCUCCCUACGCACAUACGGUUUGCGAGAUCGUAAAAGCUCGAUGGGGAAAAGCUGCACAUAUCGUCUUCCUUACGUUCUGCUUCAUGACGAACAUCAUCGUGACGGCGAUGUUGCUACUCGGUGGUUCCGCCGUGGUGAAUGCACUUACAGGGGUGAACAUGUACGCCGCUAGCUUCUUAAUACCACUUGGGGUAAUUGUUUAUACAUUAGCAGGAGGGCUUAAAGCCACCUUCUUGGCUAGCUACAUACACUCUGUCAUCGUUCACGUGGUAUUAGUUAUCUUCGUAUACCUAGUGUAUACGGCUAGCGAUAAGCUCGGUAGCCCCAGCAUCAUACACCACCAUCUGCAGGAAGUUGCCAGCAAGUUACGAGCAUGCACGGAGCCGAUUUCGCACGACGGACAGUCUUGUGGUCCGAUUUCCGGGAACUACAGAGGGUCUUAUCUCACAAUCAUGAGCUCAGGGGGUCUUGUUUUUGGGAUUAUAAACAUUGUUGGCAAUUUUGGCACUGUUUUUGUUGACAAUGGAUACUGGGUGAGUGCCAUUGCUGCUCGACCUUCAUCGACACAUAAAGGGUACUUAUUGGGAGGGCUUGUUUGGUUUGCGGUGCCAUUCUCAUUGGCAACAUCAUUGGGCCUUGGAGCACUGGCACUUGAUCUACCAAUAACAAUGGAUGAAGCAAGCCGUGGACUGGUUCCUCCUGCCACUGCUAUAGCUUUGAUGGGAAAAGGAGGGUCUCUUCUUCUCCUUACAAUGCUAUUCAUGGCUGUGACAUCUGCUGGUUCCUCUGAGCUAAUCGCUGUUUCCUCAUUAUGCACAUACGACAUCUACCGUACCUACAUAAACCCAGACGCCGACGGGACAAAAAUCCUCCGUGUUUCCAGAGCUGUCGUCUUAGGCUUCGGCUGUUUCAUGGGAUUGUUCGCUGUAAUAUUAAACAAGGCCGGAGUUUCACUGGGUUGGAUGUAUCUCGCCAUGGGAGUUCUCAUCGGCUCAGCAGUUCUCCCCAUUGCUUUCAUGCUUCUCUGGAGGAAAGCAAACGCCAUUGGAGCCAUCCUAGGAGCAAUCAUCGGUUGCAUAUUCGGAAUCAUCACUUGGUUAUCAGUGGCAAGCGUCGAAUAUGGCCGAGUAAACCUCGACACGACUGGUCGGAACGCACCGAUGCUCGCCGGAAACCUGGUUUCCAUACUUACAGGUGGAGCCAUUCACGGCGUGUGCAGUCUUUUAUGGCCUCAAAACUAUACCUGGGACACCACCAGGCAGAUAACAAUGGUGGAGAAGGAAGCAACUGAACUGCAUGAAGAAGAGUUCAAAGAGGAGAAACUGAAGAAAGCCAAAUCAUGGAUAGUGAAAUGGGGUGUUGGUUUAACGAUUGUCAUCGUCAUCCUCUGGCCUCUACUCACCAUUCCUGCAGGGGAGUUCGGUGUGAGGUAUUUCACAUUGUGGGCCGUGGUUGCCAUGGCAUGGGGCAGCUUGGGAUCGGCAGUUAUAAUUGGUUUGCCGUUAAUCGAAAGCUGGGGAACAAUAAAAAGUGUAUGCAGUGGCAUGUUUACAAACGAUAGGUUAUUGGAGAAGGUGGAGGAGAUGAACUUCAAGCUGAAUACUAUCAUGCUGGCAAUUCCUGAAGCCGAGAAAGCAUAUUUAAUGGACAAAGAAAACAAGAAGAAGUAGAAGACAUUGGAUCUAUAAAUACACCCAUUUAUGUUCUCCAAACAAACUCUUAUGCUGUCAUCAUAAAUCCGAUAUCACGGUAAAAGAAUAGCACAAAAGUUGAGAUGUAAU